Messenger RNA from Porites evermanni, 4194 nucleotides. Lineage: Eukaryota; Metazoa; Cnidaria; Anthozoa; Scleractinia; Poritidae. The record is from the annotation of a GenBank genome assembly.
CUAUCAGAUGCUUCAUCUGUAAAACCCUUCGACCUGAAGUACUGUCGAAGCAAACUAGAAGAUCAUUACCGAAAAACAGCAACUGUGCCCACUUCCGUUUGGUGUAAAAAAUCUGUUGUCGACAUUCACCAGAUCUACACACGACUGUCCUGGGUGAAAGAGAACCAAACCCCAGCUGGAACAACACAGUCUGAGCUGAAGCAUUACAGUGAUCUUUUCACUGAAAACAAGAACGGCGUCAUUCCAAAGAGAAUACUAGUACAAGGGCAGACGGGAAUUGGAAAGAGCACGUUUGUUAAGAAGCUGCUUGUGGACUGGGUUGAUGAGUAUGCAACUGUUCUGAAGAAUUUUGAGCUUGUGGUUGCUGUAAAUCUGAAGGAAGUGUCCAAAUGCCAAAGCCUUAAAGAUGUCAUAAGACUCUCUAAUGUGUUUGCAAAAGAGGACAAAUGUAUGACAGAGGGCCUUGUUGAUUAUAUCACUAACAACCAAGAAAAAGCUCUUUUGAUAUUUGACGGUUACGACGAAUACCGCAGUGGACUCGAUUCAGAAAUAUACGAAAUUUUUAGCGGAAAGAGCUUGAGAAGCUGUUGUGUGUUGAUAACAACUCGUAUUUCAAAAGCUGACGAGCUACGAGGAGGUGAAGAUCUGCAUGCUGAAAUAACAGGGUUUAGUGAAGUGGACAGAGAACAGUUUAUGCGUAGAUUCCUCAACAGCGAAGAAGUGUCAAAUUUACAGGCUCACUUGUAUACGAGAGAGCUCGAGGAACUGGCAAAAGUCCCUUUACUUCUCCUGUUAUUCUGUAUUCUGUGGAAAGAGGGGCAGUCAAAAAGCUUUCCAAAAUCUAAAACUAAAUUGUACGUGGACAUCGUCCAGUUCGUUUUAAAUCACAGCCAUAGUAAGCAAACAGCUGAUAAAACAAAAACAAAGCAGUAUGUAGAGCUAAAAUCUUUCAAAGAGAUCCUUUCGGAAAUAGGAAAAGUUGCUCUACAAAGCCUUUUGAACGAUGAUCAUUUGUUUGAAUACAGCCAAUUGUCAGAUUCUGUCCGUUGCGAUGAAAGUGUCUUCAUCGGUUUGCUUCAAAUCACAGAAUACUCAGAAACCUUAGGACCAGUUGGAAUGGUUUCCUUUAUUCACAAGAGCAUACAGGAGUUUCUGGCUGCAUGGUACAUCACCUAUAAAUGUAUACCUGAAGGCGGGAAUCUCGGUGAAAUUGGUGUGAAGUUAGAGGAAUGCUUGGAUGUACAGAACGUUUUCCAGUUUAUGUGUGGUCUGAGUGACGAUGGAGCAUUGGCGGCCUUGAGGCAUUUCAAGUCUGUCAGAAUCUCAGAUCCUUCGCUGGAUUUAUCUAAGGCAAUACCGCAUGGAGGAAACAAAACAGAUGUGCCUCUGAAUGUCGUCACAACCCGUCAAUGGAAGUUCAACGAUUUGGUUUUAAAUUCAUUUGGCGAAGUUGAAUCUAAAGCUGAGCUUUCACGAAUUUGUUUGGAUUGCGUUGGGAGUGUCUUUCUUUAUUCACUGGCAACAAGAUCUCUUCCUAAAGAACUUCUGAUUAAAGCAACGGAUACCAAUUCUUUUUCUCUGAUUAUUAGAAAAGUAGGCGAGUCACUGAAUAAGAUAGUUAAAAUACUGGUUAGUAAAAGUUCCAAAACUUUCAACGUUGCAGAUUUCUUAGAAAAAUUCGAAAAUUCAUCUCGUUUGUCUGGAUGUAAAAAUUGUUGGUUUGCUUCAAUACUUUGUUUUCGUAACGGCCAGGUUUACUUUUACAUCACGGACUUGGUAUUGUCGUGCCUUCCCCACGCCAGGCUAUUUACUGACAAAGUUAAUUUUUCUGUUUUAAGCUCAGCACUUAACUUUUUGCGUAAUCUUGACUUCUCCCUUACUGAAUACCUGAAUACUGACUCUAUCUGUCAUCUCUUGAAGCAAGUAUCAAAUCCGCACAGAUGCAUUCUUUCUAUCAAGGGUUGUUCCUUAACGUCAAAAGGAGCAGUAGAGUUUGCAUCUGUGUUGCCAAGGUUUCAAACACUCACUCGUCUUGACCUUCACUUGGCCGAAUGCUCUGCAGAAGCAGUAUCAACAUUGGUUGCUGCUAUUAAACACGAGUCUCUCGUGGAACUGGAACUAAGUGAAAUUAUCCUGACGCCAGCAGUUGUCGAGUCACUCAGUCAGUCGCUUCCAGAAUUAACAGCCUUAGAAAUACUGCGAAUGAAAGGUUCGAGUGGAUGCAAUCUGCACUUAGAUAUUCCAGUUUACAGUUCGUCGUUUGGAACACUAUCGAUAACAGGCUUGACUGAAAACGCUGCAAAAGCAAUAACAAGACUUUUUGAUGUUUUUAAGCACAAACCUCUGGGUGUAGUGGAACUGAGUGUAAUCAAGCUGACGUCAAAAUUAGCGGACGCUCUCGGGCAGUUUUUGCCUGAGUUAUCAGUCUUAAGAAGACUGAGCAUAAGUUCCUUGAAUGAGUGCUCUGAUGAAGCAGCAACAAAAUUGGUUGCCGUUAUCAAACACAAGACUCUCGAGCACCUGGAACUGAGUGAAAUCAACCUGACGUCAGCAGCUGCCGAGGCGCUCUGUCAGAUGUUGCGUGAAACAUCAUCCUUAAAAACACUGGAGUUAUUUGGCUCAGAUGGAUGCACUUUGCGGUUAUCGUUUGCAGUUUCCAUUUGGUAUAGACCAAGACUGGAAAUACGUGGCUCGACUGACAGCUGUGCUGAAGGAGUGUUAAGUUUGAUUGGGGUAAUCAAGAACAGGACAAUUGAGGAACUGAAACUGAGUAACAUCGACCUGACAUCAGCAGUAGCCGAGUCGCUUGCUCAGUUGCUGCCUGAAUUAUCAGCCUUACGAAAACUGAGCUUAGAUUCCUUGACUGAGUGUUCUGAUGAAGCAGUAACAAAAUUGGUUGCCUCUAUUAAGCGCAAGAAUCUCGAUCAACUGUUUCUGCAUGGAAUCAAGCUAACGUCAGCAGCAGCCGAGGCGCUCAGUCAGGUGCUGCCUGAAUUAUCAACCUUACGAACACUGAGCUUAGGUUUCUUGACUGAGUGUUCUGAUGAAGCAGUAACAAAAUUGGUUGCCUCUAUUAAGCACAAGAAUCUCGAUCAACUGUAUCUACAUGGAAUCAACGUGACGUCAGCAGCAGCCGAGGCGCUCGGUCAGUUGCUGCCUGAAUUAUCAGCCUUACGAACACUGAGCUUAGGUUUCUUGACUGAGUGUUCUGAUGAAGCAGUAACAAAGUUGGUUGCCUCUAUCAAGCACAAGAAUCUCGCUCAACUGUAUCUGCUUGGAAUCAACCUGACGUCAGCAGUAGCCCUGGCGCUCGGUCAGUUUUUGCGUGAACCAUCAUCCUUACAAACAUUGGAGUUAUGUUUCUCAGAUGGAUGCACUUUGUUGUUAUCGUUUGCAGUUUCCAUUCGGACAAAAGCAACACUGAACAUACGAGGCUUGACUGAAAGCUCUGCUGAAGUAGUGUUAAGUUUGGUUGAGGUAAUCAAGAACAGGAUAAUUAAGGAACUGGAACUGAGUAAUAUCGCCCUGACAUCAGCAGCAGCCGGUUCGCUCGGUCAGUUGGUGACUGAAUUAUCAACCUUACGAAAACUGAGCAUAGGUGCCUCGACUGAGUGUUCUGAUGAAGCAGUAACAAGAUUGGUUGCCACUACUAAGCACAAGACUCUCGAGGAACUGUAUCUGCAUGGAAUCAACCUGACGUCAGCAGCGGCCGAGGCGCUUGGUCAGUUGCUGCUCGAAUUAUCAUCUUUACGAACACUGAGGAUAAGUGGCUCGGAUGGAUGCAGUUUACAGCAUAAGGAACUGGAGGCGCUGUUUGGAAGAUUUAACAGACCCUCUUCUUUGACUGAAUUGUCCAUUACUCGUUUCAGUGCCAGAGGAAGUCUUGAUUCAAUUGCGAACAACCUGUGUUUCUUUCCCAGCUUGAUAAAAUUAGAACUUGAAGACUUAGAUAUCGGUGAAGCUGACUUGUCUGAUUUGCUCGAGAAUUUGAAUUUCACGCCAAAUCUCCUUUUUUUGUCGCUGACGGACAAUCCACUGGGACACGCCGUAAGAUCAAUGGUCCCAUACUUGAUUGAACAGCAAAAACUUCGGGUGGUUUAUAUUCGGCGAGGAGAUUGUUCAGAAGAAGAUUUGAAGUAUGUUCAGGAGGCCGUCGAAGAAAAACGACCUCGACUGAAUAUUGAAACGUUUUAG